Messenger RNA from Stegostoma tigrinum, 5598 nucleotides. It is a transcript of the gene mtmr10, whose product is annotated as myotubularin related protein 10. Lineage: Eukaryota; Metazoa; Chordata; Chondrichthyes; Orectolobiformes; Stegostomatidae. The coding region runs from base 39 to 2327 and encodes 762 amino acids. The record is from RefSeq and is a predicted model, not a curated record. The transcript has 16 exons.
ACCCCCACCAGACCACGCCCCUCCGGCAGCCGCUCGGGAUGUUCCGCGGGUCCGGGAUGAAGAGCGCGAGGCCGAGUUUCAGAAGUUACCUGCCGCCGGCGGAGCGCUCCUUUCCGAGCCGGGCCGAAGUGAGCCGGGUGUGUGAGGCCGCGCUGUUGCCGGGGGAACUUGUUGUGAGUGAGACCAGUAAUGUCCGAAAAUGUAUUGCUACAGACACAAAUGCUCAUGAUCUCUCUGGGACGCUGCUAUGCACCAACUUCAAGAUCUCCUUCAUCACAAAAGAUGUGACACCUUUUCGGAAAUUUCAGUUCAGAAAUCUGCUGUUGGAGGAACAUGACAUCUCUCUUACCUGUGUGGAACAGGUUGUGGCAGUGAAUGAUGAGAGGAAGAAGAGGAAGGUUUUGGGGCCUAAUCAGCGCCUGAAGUUUAAACCUACCGAGCUGAUCAUCUACUGCAAGGAUUUCCGUAUCAUUCGCUUCCGUUUUGAUGAAUCUGUUCCAGAAUCAGCCAGAAAGAUCUGCCUUGUGAUUGCACAUUACUCUCAGCCUAAAGAUCUCCAGCUACUGUUUGGGUUUGCAUAUGCCAAAGAAAAAUGCCAAAAUUCAGUUGACAAGGUGAAUGGAACAGACUCAGAAGCAUAUGGACUACAGACCUCACUGUUUGAAACCUACUCUGACUGGGAUAGGGAGAUAAAGCGGACAGGGGCUUCAGAGUGGAGAGUUAGUUCUGUCAAUGAGCACUAUGCCACUUCCACUAGCCUUCCAGAGUACUUUAUUGUUCCAUCUUCUCUGGCGGACGAAGACUUGAAACAGUUGGUUCCUUCUUUCAACGGUGACCGAAUCCCGAUGUGGUGCUGGCAUCACUGGACUGGUAGUGCCCUGGUGAGAAUGGCCAACAUUAAACCUGGGCCAAAGCUGAGAAAGCACAACACAAGGAUCCUUAAGGCAAUAGCACAGAGUCAUCCAGACAAGAGUGAGGUAUUUAAAUCUGAUUUGGAUAAGAGCUUACCGAAUAUAUCAGAGGUGCAGGCAGCAUUGAUGAGACUCAAGCAACUGUGCAUUAAUGAUUUAUUUGAAGAAACAGAUGAGAAGUGGCUGUCCUUAUUGGAAAACACUCGGUGGCUAGAAUAUGUCAGACUGUUCUUGAAACACUCUGCAGAACUCGCACAGUGGAUGUACAGUGAGAACAUUUCUGUCAUCAUUCAGGAGGAGGAAGGAAGAGAUCUGAGCUGUGUGAUAGCCUCAGUGAUGCAGGUUAUGUUGGACCCUCAUUAUCGUACAAUGCUGGGAUUUCAAAGCCUAAUUCAGAAGGAGUGGGUUGUGGCUGGUUACCGCUUCUUGGAUCGUUGUAACCAUCUUGGAGAAUCUGAGAAACAAGAGUCUCCUCUGUUCCUGCUGUUUCUGGACUGUGUGUGGCAGCUACUGCAACAGUUUCCAGCCGCAUUCGAAUUCACUGAGACCUACCUGACUGUCUUAUACGAUAGCUUGAGGAUUCCCCUGUUUGGAACCUUCCUUUUCAACAGCCCAUAUCAGCGGAUGCAACAGAGUCAGGACUUUGCCACCAAUGGGAACCUGCACUGUAAAGGGAAAGGUAUUGAACUACCCCCUGUCUGGAACUGGUUUCUUCAGUUUACAGCUAAAGAUCUGACGCUGUUCAAUAAUCCUCUGUACAUUGGCAAAAGCAUGACUUGUGUGCAAAAUGGAACAGUCAAAUCCUUCAAAAGAGCAAAGAAGAAUUCAUCGUCCUCCAUCUAUUCAGUAUACACGAUGAAGAAUGGAAAGCUUAGUGACCAGCACAACAUUUUCCCACGUCGAAACUCAAUUCAAAGACCAAGCACUGAUUUAGUGCAGCUUAAUGAGAGCCAUGAUCGCAAUAUGGAACGUUACUUCAGGGACUGGUUCUCAAAGCCCCUGGACUUGCAUGGUAUCAUCUUGCCUCAUCUCAGCAGUGCACAUACCCAGCUCUGGAAGCAGUGUUAUUUACGCUGGAUCCCUGAGGCACAGAUUACCAAUGGAGGAUUUAUCUCUGCAUUUCACAAGAUCUCUAUGUUGGCGGAUGACAUUGAAACUCUCCAGCAGCGUCUUCGCCAGUAUUGGAGUGACCCUUGCCUAUCCAGCUUUCCCAACUCUUACUGUCAUAGAAUGUAUUUCCAGACCAAAGAUUUCAGUGAAGCACCUGGAACAUUUGACUAUUUCUCCUCUUCUUUCCCUUUCUCCCCUGUUGGGAAUCUCUGUCGACGAAGCAUUCUGGGAACUCCAUUAAGCAAAUUUUUGCUUACUGCUGCCAAAACUUGGCCUUCUACAGAAACCCUGGCCAAUGAUGAUUGAAGACCCUUGGAGUGGGAAGUGAGGCAUUGGCAUCCCAGCAAAGGCUAAAAGCCAAACCGAAUCAAACUGAACACUGCUGUCUGACACUGACAAGUAAUAGAUAUGCAAAAUAAUAGAAAUUUGCACAGAUUUUUUUAAGAGGGUAAGCACUCAAUGUAAAUGCAUCACAGCUCCAAGAGGGUUUUUGAAACACAUUUUAUGUUGAAGAAACCUUUUGGUGUUUCAUCAAAAUAAUUGCAACCAUAAGCUGCCACUCGUUGCCUACUCUUUGUUCGAAGUCCUUCUACUGGGUGGUGACAGUGGAUUAGACACUGGUGAUUUACCUCUGGGACCAGUCUGAUGAGCUGAAACUCUGCCAGCAGUAUGACCCUGACAUAUCUUGACGAUGUGACAGCAGAAACAUUGCACUAAUUGUAAUGUCACUGGGUGCCUUAAAGUGUUCCUCAGCACUUUUACCUUAAUGGCCAACUGUGCCUAAAGAGUUUUUAAAAAUUCCAAUAAUUUUAAGGAAUACUUUUCCAGAAUAAAUUAUUUUUUGUACAUUUUAAAAAGAGAAUUUCUGACCAGCUUUGAAUUUGGCUGGCAACAAGGUGAGUAUUGGGACCUUGGGGUUGACCAUGAUCCUGUGAUGGAGAAAUAAGUUCCAUUAGGCUGACAGUGCUGGCUGUCACUGGGAUACAGUUCCUGAUGGUGCUGGCUCUUGCACUGCAGUCUCUGGACAAACCACUGGAUAUAGGCAGACCUCAGCUCUAAGAUCAUUUAUCUCAAACAUUUUUAUAAUUGAUUGGCAGCAUAUUUCCACAUGUGAAAUUUCAAACAGUUGCAAUUCUAUUGUUAGCUGCCACCCCUAAAGCAGUUGUUGGAUGGAGCAGCAGAGAGUGCUAAUGCCUGCAACAAGAGAACUGAGGGCUUAAAACUGCCUGAUGGUGGGAACUGUAACCUUGUGGUUUGUGUGGUUCAGUAAUAUAUAUAUAUAAUCUUUUUGGCAAAAUUCCUCUCCACUAAGUGCUGGAUGUUGUUUUUGAACUGUGAUUAAUUUAUACCUAACUCUGUUGUAAUCACAUAAAGCAGCUAUAUUUUCUGGUGACACAUUGGGGCCAUGUGUGUGGGGAGCCUGACAUAAAUGUACUGCCAUGGCAACUGUCCAUAGAUGCCUGAUAGAAACUGAACAUCUAACAAUUUGGAGUGGGCUGAAAUUCUGAACUCACAGGAAAUUGGCUAGUUUUUACAAUUCCUAUGAAGAACGAGGUCGCCAUAACGCAGUAAAACGCUGCACUGCUAUCAAGUUUGAUCUGAAAUGACUUGUUUAAUUUUAAAUUGUGAAUUAAGAUUCCAAGUGGCUGGACAGUUUUUUUUUGCCAGAAGAAAAUUUGAGAUUAAUGGGUGUCUGCAUUCACAGUUACCCUCAGUAAAGAUAACUUGAACCUGCCCAAUUGUCAUUCAUCUAAAGAUGUGUUAUCUACACAAAAUGCUAAGUGGGAAAGCUGUAGAAUCUGACCUGAUAAGACUGUGAGGAAGGAUCUGAAAGCUUAUCCUGUAUCAAUGAGUUGUCACUUCCAUAUGUCUCCAGUGUGGAAUGAAUUCUGGAUCUUGCAGAUUCCCAUUGGCUACCCUCUAGCUUAAAUUGCACAAGUUUUACUUUUUUGUUGUGAGGGUGGGGAGAAGGUGGCCUUUGCCAUCUUGCCUAGCAGUGCCUUGUUUGAGUGUAAUCUAGAGGUAGGGAAUUAAGAAAACAUUAAAGGAAAUGAAAAGUGCCAUUUAUCCUGCAGGUCUGUUGUUUAAUGGAAGUUCAGUGUAAGUUAAUGUAUUGGGUGAGUUUCAACUUCAGUCUGAAAUGGGACUAUUCUGACACAUUUAACGUAUGUCUGCUUUCAGAUGUUUGGUGACUUGCUGUGUAUUUCCACAAUUUGCACUUUUUCUCUAUUGAUUUGAAUCUGUUUUAGACCUACCAGCUUUCAAACUGAGCAAGCAGAAACAUUGUUGGACAAAUAUUUCAUCACUGUCUAAUGGCUCUUGUUAACAACUCAGCUGAGCCAUAGUGAAGAAUUACAAGUGUGGUUCAGUAGCUAGCGAUAUUAUGUUACACAGAACUGUGCAGCUUAGGGACAGGCCCUUUGGCCAACAGUGUUGUGCUGAAUGUGACACCAAAUGAAACUAACCCCUUUGGCCUGCCCUUGGUCCAUAUCCCUCCAUUCCUUGCAAUAUUCAUUUGCUUACCUAAAAGUCCUUUAAAUGCCCUUAGACUUCUCAAGGAUUUCAUUCCCAGAAUUAAGAACCUAAUGAUGGAAAACUCACCACCUGUAAUACAAUGGGGCAAAGAUUUUCCCCAUCUUUCCUGAUAUCCAGUAGAUAAUGCACUGGCCGGGCAUUAACGGAUGUGCAGGUUUGGACCUGAACGUCUGAACUUGUUUACCUUUUUGUCUUCGUAUUUUAGAAAAUAAUUCUAUUUUUUAAAAUCCCACUGAGCUACUUUCUAGUCUGACUUGGAGUUUAAAUCUAGUGCCGUGCUGUGUUGUGUUCUCUGGUUAGUCUCUUUCCUGGUUGACAAAUGAUGUUGCUAUGCACAUUUCCCAGUCUUGUUUUAAAUCAGGCAGGGGUACGUUAUUUGAUGUGACUGAUUUUGUAUCCUUGUUUCUAACACAGUCCUAUACAUAACAUGUCUGAUUUGAGCAUUCUGUACCAGGCGAGUGUGUAUGGACUCAGGUAACCAGAAAUCUGCUUAAUAUUUAACAGCAAAUGCUGCAAAAUGGACAGAAACCCCUCAAUAGGGAAUGUUAAUAUUUAAGCUUCUGCAACAAAUAUAAUUUGUUCUUUUACACUUUUUGACUUAGUGUUUCAGACUCCAGAAUCCGGGUCUUUUAAACAAGGGAAUUGUUCAUAAUGCUUUGAUCUAAAACAAACCCUUAAAGCUAAAAAUUAUCAAACAAGAAACUGCACCGAUCCUCAGCAAGUAGAAUGACUGAUUCAAAUCCUUUUUUGCCUUUUAGUAAUAGCAAAGGUAUCCAAUACAAGAUCUGUUUUUUGUUUGCAUCACAAAUGGGUUGGAAUGUGCAAUGUAUUGCUUUUCUUUGUUUGGUUAUACCUGUGUACUGCUAUUUAUUCAGCACCUGUUUUUAUUUAAUUCCAGGUUUAGCAGGUGUUGCUGUCAGCUGGAGCUAGGAGGGGAGGGCUGGGUGUUAGCUGCUAUGCACCAUGUGCAUUAUGUAUUUGCAAACCUGUACUUGUUCAUCCUGUGUGCCUCAAAUAAAGCAAUAAAUAAUUUGGUGUAAAU